Messenger RNA from Stegodyphus dumicola, 4722 nucleotides. Its product is annotated as lysosomal proton-coupled steroid conjugate and bile acid symporter SLC46A3-like. Gene Ontology annotation, cellular component: membrane. Lineage: Eukaryota; Metazoa; Arthropoda; Arachnida; Araneae; Eresidae. Gene Ontology annotation, molecular function: transmembrane transporter activity. Gene Ontology annotation, biological process: transmembrane transport. The record is from RefSeq and is a predicted model, not a curated record.
UUAUCAAUAGCAAUAGUUCUUAUCAUCCGAAGCUCAUCAUUAAUAGCUCAUGUAAAGCAUCUCGCAUUUCUUCAUCCAGUAGCGUAUUAUUCAAGGUAUUCAGAUGCUAGUUUUCAGAAACUGUAAAUAAAAUGGUUGUUUACCAGAAGUUCGGAGUGAUGGGUCUGUCUGUGAUAUUUUCGAUCCUUCAAAAACUCAAAUUCCAAAUUUUUAGACUUUUUAUACUCUACGAUAACUGUAAAAAUUCUAGCGACUGCACGAAUUCUACUUCUCUUCCAAAUAAGACAGACACCGUGUUUGAGGAAGAAAGUUUAUCAGAGUUCUUAUAUCACAGUUUACUAGUGAACAAUUUCAUAUCUGUGUUACCUUGCAUUUUUUUGUCAGCUUGGAGUGACAAGCAUGGAAGAAAACUUUUACUCACCCUUCCUUGCAUUGGAUCUUUUAUUACUGACAUAGUUUUAACCAUCUCAAUAUUUGUUCCACUUGUAUCAAGAAGUGUAUUAUUAUUGGCAGAAGCUAUUUACGGAAUAUUUGGUGGAACUGUUUUAGUAAGUAUAGGAUGUAUGUGCUAUAUUACUGACGCAACAGACCACCGCCUGCGGACUUGGUUUAUAGGAUUAUAUUUGGGACUUCUGAAUACAGUACCUGCGCUAGAUUGGAUCAUUAAGUAUUAUUGCACACCUUUAGAAAUUGGACUCCCUUUUCAAACUCUUGUGCUUUCUGCUAUUUCGAUACGUAUUUUCUUUUCAGUUUGUUUUAUAAUCUACAUAAAAAAGUGCGUAUCUGAAUCAGUUUUCAUCUUAGGAAGUUUUGAGGGCAAUCCAUGGAUGAAUCUUUUAACGCCAAUCAAUGUUUCCGAUACUGUUAGCUGUGUAUUUAGGAGAAGGUUAGAUAAUGUGCGGUCUUUCAUAAUUGUAGCAAUUGUAAUCUUCGUCUUCUACAACACUUCGCUGAAUGGUAAUCUCAGUAUACUUCCGAGGUACUUUAGAAACGAAUAUGAGUGGUCAUACAAAGAUUUGCUGGUCUUUUCAGUUAUUUUUUCUUCUUCCCAGACCAUUUUGUUGUGGGUAUCAACAUUUUUUGCCCUUAAUUUUCGUACUUUCGAUGUCGAACUUGGUACAUAUGGAAGCAUAUCGCUAGCAGUUUCAUGUCUUAUUUUAUCUCUAGCGAAAUCCUAUUGGAUAGCUCUUUUAGGUGCUGCAACUGGAAUUGUAUCGUUACUUAUUCCUACAUCUGUCCUAUCGAUAUUAUCUAAAUUAAUUGAAAGCACAGAAAUAGGAUGUAUAUAUGCUGGAGUAGGUUUCUGGAUGCUUGUUACUCAGUUGAUCUCUAUGUCAGCGUAUGAAGCACUGGAAAAGUUGUGCAUUGAAGCAGGAGCCCCGGAACUGGUUUUUCUGCUUUCCUUCGGCCUAAUAACUUUUGGUUUGUUAUUUUUCAUCUAUCUGCGGAAAGUAAUUGCACCUGAAUUGUUGGGACAGCUCGACAGCAGUGAAUGCCUUGCCCUUAUCAACCGGAAAGGACAAAUAAAACAACUUUAUACUUAGGGCUUCUUCCAGUUGUUAUUGAAAUUUUAAGAGCUUUCUGCUUCUGCUGAGAAUGUAUAAUGAACUUUUACAUUAUUGUGUUAAAAAGAAACUGAAGAAGACAUUAUUUAUUAAUAUUAAAGUAGGGGAAAAUGAUUUGUCAAUACUCUUUGCUGCAGCUCAUUAUUUUUCUACAGUAGACAACAUGAUGUUCUACAAUACCGAAUUAUAUGUAAUUAAAAAUUAUUGUUCUAAACGACAAAUUGAAAUUUCCAUAAAACUUUUUCCAUUCAGUAUUUUAACUCUCGUAUGUAACAUAUUACCCCCCCCCCCAAGAUCACCAAAAACGUUCUUGCUGUUUUUGGCAUCCCAUUUGAUGAAGCGUUCCCGGGGAGGAAACGAAGGGAUUCAUGCCCUCGGAAAGCGAUGGUGGAUUAAUAUACCUAAUUGAGUAAUUGAGCAGUAUUCAUAUAGGCAUAUUGCAUGCACACAGUUCGUUCAGUGUUGAAGAGAAAUAGAGGUACCGAAGCGGCUAUUUCACGGUUGUUUACUUUAUGAUAUUAAAUGGUCCUGUCAGCAGCCUCAUCAAAGCCGUCGAAUAUGUCAGAUAUUUGGGAAGGAUGCCAUGAAUUAGCGUAUCGCCGAGCUUUUGUUCCAGGAGUUCAAGUCAGGAAAGCUAAGCCAUUGUGAUGAAUUCUGUAAGUAACUACCUCAAAUGUUGGAUGAUGAUGCAACCAUAGAACAUAACUAAAGGCAACCAUACAGCAGGACAGUAGUCAAACGUGUAGUAAACUUGCUGAACACUUCCCGGUUUCUGAGGAAGCAGUCAGAAUUCAUCUGCAAUGCACAGGGAAGGUGUAGAAGUUGAGCAAGUGAGUGUCCCACACACUGUCAAGUAGUCAACAAGGAGCCUUGGGUGAUCUCCUGUUUGCCAUUGCUGUCUCGUAGUCGUAACACACCCAUGUUUAGUCAAAUGCUCAUCAGUGACGAAACGUGGGUCCAGUACGACACUCCUCAGCGCAUCAGACAUCGUUUGUUACCACGUGAUCCUAUGCCUCCCACAUCAAGACUGCCUCUGCACCUACACAAGAUAAUACUCUGUAUUUGGGUAGAUUAAUCUCCAGGUGGAGCAUUACAAGCUACUUCCGCCAUCACUGAGGACUUCUUCUUGCGGCAAGAACGGUACCAACAAUGCAUUACAGCAGAAAGAGCCAGCAAUGAUUAAUCACAAGGUUAAUCCUGUACUUUUAUGACAACACGAGACCACACGGGGCAAGGACCACUAGACCGACUUGGCUGAAAGAUAGCUUGAUCGCCAGACCUAGAACCCACAAAUUACCACCUGUUUCAUUCCCUGAACAUCGCCUUCUACAAGAAGUCCUUCGACAAUGAGGCAGAUAUGCAGCAUGCACUCACGGUCUUCUUUGCAUCCAAAACCUCAGUUUUGGUCAGGACAUAUCACAGCUGUAGAAAUGUUGAUGAAGAAUGCUAGAUGUUGAUGGAGAGAUUACUUCGAGACCUAACGCUAAAUACAAAGCUAAGUAUGUCUAUUAAUUUCUGACGAUCACGACUGGCAAGAACGUUUUCGAUUACUUUGCAUAUUUCUAUUCUCAUUUUAGAAUGGAUAGUUCAAGGCCUUUCUGCGUGUGCCUCGUACCCGUUGUGGAAGAUGGUCAGAUCCUCUAAUUUGUUAAAGUACCCUAAACCCUCUGUGAAGUGAUGACGACGCACGUUAUGAUCGUAAAUGAAGGGAAUAUCGUUAUGACGUUGAAGUGUCUAUUUUAAUGUAACAAACUAUAAUAUAGUUUAAAUACAUUUGCCUGAAAAUAUUCCGUUUGUAUUAUGAAAUCGUAUAGUUGAAAUUAGAUGCAUAAUGUCAGUGGACUGGAGUAUCUAGUCUAGUCUGCUAUUAUUUUAAGUAGAAAUAUUUUCAAGUAAAUUUUUACUUGACAUUCAUAGGGAUUAAACGAAAUAUCAUUUUAGUUUUUAUGAAAACAUACACCGUUCGAGUAUAGUCGUAUUUUGGCGAAUCUAAUGCAUUAGGGUUGCGUCGGCUUUAUGCGAGUGAAGAAUUCCUAGAGAUACUACUAACAAUCAAGAAAAUUUAGUGGUCUCAUUCUUAUAACUGAAAUUAACUUAAUUUAUAAUGCCGUGUUUUAAUUCAUGGUCAUGAAUAUGUUCUUGUGAUACAUGGAAAAAAAUAAGUAAAAUAUUACUAUGCAAUAAUUUUUAGUUUACAUUAUUGAAUGAAAAGCAUUAAAAAGAACGCAUGACCACAUAAGAGAACAUUACAGUUGAAACUUGAGGCUUAAUUUACUUAUUGUAUAGCUUUAGUUCCUCCUCGCUCAAACGCAAAAUUAAAAUUAUCUGACUUCGAAUGUUUAAUUCUGUCGAAAACAUAGGCACUUCUGGUAAACAUACUUUUAUUCUUUAAAACCAAAGUAGAAUCCUGAAGUGACAUAACAAAAGACUAAUACUAUCUUAAGCUCUGGUUUCUUUUUAGUUCACUCUUAAACACCUCGCAUACUUGCAAUAGUAUCUUCGACCUCUGAAAUGGAUACCACUUGACCACUCGUGGGUGGGGUAUCGGCUUCUACACAGCACUCUAUCUCUGAACAGCGGAUUACCUGCUUACUGCCUUUCAUUCUCCAUAGAGUUAAGCUGGAAAUACAACUUUUUGUAACCAGUACCAGUGGCAGUCUCCACUGCUUAAAGAGAAUCCGUAGUAUGCAAAAAUCUUUCGGCCGUAUUUGACAUCAGUGAGCUUUGCGAAAAUAACAGGGCUUAAUUUCUAAAAUUAAAGGUACCGGAGCCCUGCGGAAGCCGUCAAGAAAAGUAAAUAAAUGUGACUAUAGCGAUAAAUAAUUAAUAAUUAAUAUUAAAUUGAACUUUAAACGAUAAAAAAGUGUAGUUUUCAAAUGUGCGCCAAAUCUGGUAGCCUGUUCAUACUGAUAUGAAUACCUGCGAGUUAAAGCAGAAAUUCAACAUCAUUGAUACUGAUGAGGAAUGCCUUAUGCAAAAUGGUAAAAUAAACAUCAGCAAGGAACUGGCCGCCCUCAUCUAGAUUUCUGCUUCAUCGAAAUAGUGUGAGAGCGAAUGCAUGAAAAGAAAAAAAUGUUUCCAGCAAUGUUAAAUAAAAUUGGCAGUUUUAUGCCUCCUGUGUAAUAUGAAAUCAAUCUGAUAAAAUCUAUUUUAUUUA